Messenger RNA from Morchella importuna, 657 nucleotides. RefSeq lists its product as uncharacterized. Bases 1 to 657 code for a protein of 218 amino acids. The transcript is spliced from 2 exons. The record is from RefSeq and is a predicted model, not a curated record. NCBI's taxonomy places the organism in Eukaryota, Fungi, Ascomycota, Pezizomycetes, Pezizales, Morchellaceae.
AUGCAGUACAAAUUCUUCACCGCUCUCCUCCUCACUUCUGCCCUUUCCUCUGCGAUGGGCGCUGAGGUCCAGAAGAAGGACAUCAUUAACACUUCUAUCGUCAACGAAAUCAACUCUGCUGGCAACAAUAUCGGCUCUGCCUAUGCAACUCUGACCUCCGCCGCCGGCGGCGUCACCAGCGUUAUCGGUGGGAUUGGAAACUCCAUCGGCAGCGGCAUCGAGUCCAAAGCCACCGCUGCCGCCUCCAGUAUCCGCUCUGAAGCCUCCAGCGCCGCCUCCGCCUUGACCAGCAACAUUGCCUCCGCUGCCUCCGCCGCCUCCGCAAGGGUUGCGUCCGUCAAGUCUGACAUCCGCGACGAUCUCACCGCGUGGACCACCGUCGUUGGAUACACCUCUGUCCUGUCUGGCAUUGAGUCUGCUGCUACUGCCGGUACUGCUGCCGCUGCCAGCUACAUCUCUGCCCUCCCAUCGAGCAUGGAUGCCUCUUUCCGUUCUGCAGCUGCUUCGGCGCUGAGCAGUGCGGCGUCGCAGGUUGCUGCUACUGGUACUGGUGCGGCGGCCAGCACAACUGCUGCUCCCGGUGCUGCCAGCAAGGUUGGUCUUGGUGCUAGCGUUAUGGGUGCUGCCGCAGUGUUGGCUGUUGCUCUUGCGUUGUAA